Molecule: messenger RNA, 347 nt
Organism: Polychytrium aggregatum
Lineage: Eukaryota; Fungi; Chytridiomycota; Chytridiomycetes; Polychytriales
Exons: 2
Source: RefSeq, a predicted model, not a curated record
AUCUCACCCCUCCUCCUGCCUCUGCUCCCGCAUCUGCCCGGGCCAGCCUGCACCGACUCUGGAUCGGACUGCCUCUCCCCUCUUCUUCUAUCUGCUCCGUGCCAGCUGCUUCGUCUGUUUUCACCGGUUGUCGGGAUGCUGAACCGAACGCACGUCAAGUUCAUGGUCGUUGUUGCCGUCGUCCACACGAUCGGCGUUGUCGUGUACAUGGGACGGAAGCUGGAGCAGAAGACCCACCGCUGAGGAACGCCAGAGCCCUGCAUCCACAGAAGGAGGCAUAUCCCGCACACUAUGGCCAACGGCCGCUGGUUCGCUCGACCCUGAAUACACGCACACCUCCAUCCUUA